Mycena citricolor is the source of this 1311-nucleotide messenger RNA. Lineage: Eukaryota; Fungi; Basidiomycota; Agaricomycetes; Agaricales; Mycenaceae. The record is from the annotation of a GenBank genome assembly.
CCGGGGUUCCCGUCUUUGACGAGCUCUUCAAGCACCUGCGCGCGUCUGGCGGAAUACCUCUCCAGGAUUUCGCGUCGCUGGGUCUCUUUCUGCUUCUUCUCUUCCUCGAGCUCGGCUUUCCAUUUCGCCUUCAGUUUGCCGAGAACGGUCUUGGGCUGCGGUCCAGGCGAUGCGUACGCAGGCGCCAGCGCUGCCUCUUCAGCGUCGUAUCGAGGAUGUUGCCACACCGAACGAGGGGGGCUGCUGUUCAUGUCCACCUGGGCGCGUCAGUAUUCCAGCUGCCCGAGCUUGAAUGGAAUGGCAAGUACAUAGUAAGGGUGUUUUGUGCUUUAACUCUUGAGUGAACGUGCUGGGUGUGUGCGGUUUGAACGCUCACUGCUCGUCUAAGUGACAGAACCACCCUGGAGGGAGGGGCGUCGCCGCGUCUUCUAGAGAUCUGCGGCGGUCCUCGUCUUGUGAAUACAAGGGCAGCGUCUCAUGAGAGGAAGUGGGUUGGAGCGAAGGGCCGGCGGGAAUGGAGGUUGGAUUCUCCUCAGGACGAGGCUGGAUAGCAGACAUGGUGAGUAAAGCCAGGCUCUCUGAGUCUGAGUCACAAAUACUAAUCAGACAUACUCGCUAAUUAUGCUCACAUCUAAUCUGAUAAGCGCGCGUCAAGCUACAUGGGUAUAAGAUCUAGCUCCUCUAAAGUGAUUGAACAUGACAUCACGGAAACCAUCCAGACAGGCUCGCAAUUCCGACGGUGCUGGUCACGGAUCAGUACAGCUAUGUCACGCGAAUAAAACAACCUUGACGACGAACAAUAACUGGAGGGCUCGGCCUUGUACUUUUGGACGAGUUCUCCCAGCGCCUCCAGCCCUGCCACGGGGAUCGGUCAGUAAAGCUCAGAUAGGCAACGACUUUUGGAGAACCAUCGUGGAUUCCCUUGUGGGAAUCAAUGUGGGCAUGUUCCGUUUCUGUCGAGAACUGCGUGUGCGUAUGAGCGCUUGGCGACCUGGAACUUCGGUUAUCCCGGGAGUGCCCACCUGCGGCAUCUUCGUGGCCAGGAUGGGGAAGAUGUGUGCUUCCUCAAUCGUGUGGUGCAUCGUCAAGUCUGGAGCACGGGUCAGAGCAGUGACCUCGGGGAUGGGAUCUGGGCACUUGCGAUGGUUCAAACGCGUAGCCAUCUGCAGGAAGAGGCUCAGACUGAGGCCGCGUUGUGUGAAGGAUCCAUCUGCGAGCUCGUAUAUCGUAUUGACUGCCGUUGUGUGAGAGACGCCCAGAACCAGCGCAGGGGUAGAGAAUCAUCUCAUGGGCAUACAUUCUUGCUUGAAA